Phoenix dactylifera (date palm) is the source of this 1896-nucleotide messenger RNA. RefSeq names its product Beta-ketoacyl synthase. Gene Ontology annotation, molecular function: 3-oxoacyl-[acyl-carrier-protein] synthase activity. The record is from RefSeq and is a predicted model, not a curated record. NCBI's taxonomy places the organism in Eukaryota, Viridiplantae, Streptophyta, Magnoliopsida, Arecales, Arecaceae. Gene Ontology annotation, cellular component: mitochondrion. Gene Ontology annotation, biological process: fatty acid biosynthetic process.
CGUCAGACGGCAUGAAAAUGAUAUUAUGGCCAGAACAGCUGAUCGCCGGUUUCUCCUCCACCUUCUUCCCUUCUCCUUAAACCCUCCCCUCUCCUCUCCGACCUUGUUAGGGUUUUAGUCUCCGAGACCUUCCCCUUCCGCCAUGGCCGCCCUCCUCCGCCGCGCCCUCCGCCCUCCGUUUGGUCGCCGCUUCUUCUCGUCCCAACCGUUCUCUCCGCCUCCCAACGCUCCCCGCCGCCGCGUCGUGGUCACAGGUCUGGGGAUGGUCACGCCGCUUGGGUGCGGGGUGGAGCGCACGUGGAGCCGGCUGGUAGCGGGGCAAUGCGGGAUCCGGGCGCUCGUGCCCUCUGAUCUCAAGAUGGACGGCUUCGAUGAAGCAACGGUGAUGCACACCUACGAGCAGCUCGCGUCCAAGGUCGCCGCCAUCGUGCCCUCCGGCAAAGAGGGCGGAGAGUUCGAUGAGGAACAAUGGCUUCAGUCCAAGGACCAUAGAUCCAUAGCAAGAUUUAUAGCAUAUGCACUAUGUUCAAGUGACGAGGCUCUUAGAGAUGCAAACUGGCUGCCAAUUGAGUUUGAAAAGAAGGAAAGAACGGGUGUUUCCAUCGGUGGGGGGAUUGGAAGCAUUUCUGACAUUUUAGAUGCAGCACAAAUGAUCUGUGAGAAGCGUUUACGUAGGCUUAGUCCGUUCUUCAUACCUAGAAUAUUAAUCAACAUGACAUCAGGUCAUGUCAGCAUGAAAUAUGGAUUCCAGGGUCCCAAUCAUGCUGCUGUGACAGCUUGUGCCACAGGGGCGCAUUCUAUUGGGGAUGCUACAAGGAUGAUUCAAUUUGGAGAUGCAGAUGUUAUGAUAGCAGGAGGAACAGAGUCUAGUAUUGAUGCUUUAUCAAUAGCUGGAUUCUGUAGGUCAAGAGCAUUGACUACGAAGUAUAACUUUCUUCCGCAUGCAUCUUCUCGGCCCUUUGAUUGCAAAAGAGAUGGAUUUGUGAUGGGCGAAGGCUGUGGAGUGAUGGUGUUGGAGGAACUUGAUCAUGCAAAGGAACGAGGAGCAAGAAUUUAUGCAGAGCUUCGAGGUUAUGGGAUGUCAGGUGAUGCCUAUCACAUAACUCAGCCACACAAUGAAGGAAGGGGUGCUAUUUUGGCAAUGACACGUGCAAUAGAACAGUCAGGGCUUCAUCCAAAUGAAGUAGAUUAUGUGAAUGCUCAUGCAACAUCAACACCUCUUGGUGAUGCUGUAGAAGCCAGUGCAAUAAAAUCUCUAUUCUUAGAUCAUGCAACAUCAGGUGCUUUAGCACUGUCCUCCACAAAGGGGGCAACUGGUCAUCUACUAGGAGCAGCUGGGUCUGUGGAAGCAAUCUUUGCUGUUCUUGCCAUCCACCAUGGAAUUGCUCCACCAACACUUAAUCUAGAUGAACCAGACCCAGUUUUUAAUGGUGCAUACAUGCCAUUAAGUGCUUCAAAGAAGAUGCAAAUAAGAGCUGCGCUCUCGAAUUCUUUUGGCUUUGGUGGAACCAAUGCGUCCUUGCUGUUUAUUCAACCUCCAUAGCAUCACUGCCUAAGGCCAUGAGUUAAAAAUUCUUUUCAAAUCAUUAAUAAUUAUUCCUGCUGCCGUAUGGAUGACACAGUUGUAGGAGUGCGGGAAUGCUGCCUUACAAUAUACUGGUGAUUGAGCUCUGAGUGGCUGGAGCUUAUGUCCAGGUUUCACAAUGACCCUCUCAAGAUCAGGAUUAAAGGAAUGUAAUUUCUUAUAAAACGAGAUGUUCUUACCUUUGAGAAUUUAUUAAUUUAUUUCUGAUUUAUCCUCAGAAAAUCUGUAUUUUCUUUCAAAAUGUUGGCUGUAUUCUGAGCUGUAAAAUUUUGACUGGAGGUUUUUGUUUGUAUAAUAAAAAUCUUUUGUCC